Messenger RNA from Penicillium hordei, 1058 nucleotides. Its product is annotated as PP2C family serine/threonine-protein phosphatase. Gene Ontology annotation, molecular function: cation binding; protein serine/threonine phosphatase activity. The record is from RefSeq and is a predicted model, not a curated record. Gene Ontology annotation, biological process: protein dephosphorylation. Lineage: Eukaryota; Fungi; Ascomycota; Eurotiomycetes; Eurotiales; Aspergillaceae. Bases 30 to 1058 code for a protein of 342 amino acids. The transcript is spliced from 6 exons.
CCCCCCCGAAUUAUUCAAACUUUGCCAAUAUGGGUCAAACCCUAUCGGAGCCGGUGGUCGAAAAGACAUCGUCCGAGGGCGGGGAUGACUCCUGUGUGUAUGGUGUGUCGGCCAUGCAGGGCUGGCGAAUCAGCAUGGAGGACGCCCAUGCUACAAUCCUUGACCUCCAGGCAAAGUAUACCGGCAUCACCGACAAACCGACGGAUCCGGAACACCGCCUCGCCUUCUUUGGUGUGUAUGAUGGCCACGGUGGAGACAAGGUGGCAUUGUUCACCGGCGAGAACCUGCAUAAGAUUGUCUCCCGACAGGAUGCUUUCGCCAAGGGUGAUAUUGAACAGGCCUUGAAGGAUGGUUUCCUCGCGACCGAUAGGGCUAUUUUGGAAGACCCCCGUUAUGAGGAGGAGGUGUCUGGCUGUACUGCUUCCACGGCCAUUAUCUCACAGAAGAAGAUCUGGGUGGCCAACGCUGGUGAUUCACGAUCCGUCUUGGGUGUCAAGGGACGUGCCAAGCCCCUUUCAUUUGACCACAAGCCCCAGAACGAGGGCGAGAAGGCUCGUAUCACCGCUGCUGGCGGCUUCGUCGACUUCGGUCGUGUCAAUGGCAACCUUGCCCUGUCCCGUGCUAUCGGUGACUUUGAAUUCAAGAAGAGCCCUGAGCUCUCUCCCGAACAGCAGAUCGUCACCGCAUACCCCGAUGUCACCGUUCACGAGCUGACGGAUGAUGAUGAGUUCCUGGUGAUUGCCUGUGAUGGUAUCUGGGAUUGCCAGUCCUCCCAGGCUGUGGUUGAGUUUGUCCGCAGAGGCAUUGCUGCCAAGCAGCCCCUCGCCCAGAUCUCCGAGAACAUGAUGGACAACUGCCUUGCCUCCAACAGUGAAACCGGCGGUGUUGGAUGUGACAACAUGACCAUGACCGUCAUUGGACUCCUACAAGGCAAGACUAAGGAGGAGUGGUAUAACCAGAUUGCAGAGCGGGUUGCGAACGGGGAUGGACCUUGUGCUCCGCCCGAGUACGGCAAGUCUCCCGAGGAACCCGAAAGCAUCCCCACUUCUUCGUGCUGA